AUGGGGCAGCUGUUUGGUCUGUCUACAAACAGCUCUAUUUCUCGCGAACGCGAUCGUUCUCCGCGCAGAGACAACGGUGCUCGCAGAUACGACGAUCGCUCGCGCAGGGAGAGGGACUGGGGCAACAACUUGUCAGCGCGAAGCUCGACAUAUGGGCGCUCUGCGCGUCUGGAGCCUGGUGUCUACGUCGUUGACAUCAAGAAGGUGUUCGCUACGUACCACGCUAGCUUUACGGAUACGGCGGGCGUGCGCCGGAUGGCGAAGAAUGCUGGCCUAGUCCAGGACCAUCAGUGGUAUGGGGCAGGGAGGGAAGCGGGCCUGCUCAUCGAGUUGUGGAGCCUCUUCGUCUCGGGACCGUCUACGGGCCUUCCGAAGAAAGUGAGGGAUGCGGCUUGGGAGAGGCAGCGAGCGGCACUACUUGGGGGCGGAUCGAGCACCGGCGCGAGCGACGAGCGCCCCGGGGAAGCUCAAGCAGUGGCUAAUGGAGACGAUUCGGACGAUGAUCUCAAUGCUGGUCCAAGUGUAGUCCUCAGUACUCCGGCAGCUGGCGGCGGGGACCCGUACUUGAACGACUAUAGCGACCGCGGCGAUUCAGACGACGACGACGAUUAG
Molecule: messenger RNA, 612 nt
Organism: Schizophyllum commune H4-8
Lineage: Eukaryota; Fungi; Basidiomycota; Agaricomycetes; Agaricales; Schizophyllaceae
Exons: 3
Coding region: 1-612 (203 amino acids)
Source: RefSeq, a predicted model, not a curated record